Messenger RNA from Tripterygium wilfordii, 2353 nucleotides. Its product is annotated as mediator of RNA polymerase II transcription subunit 8. The record is from RefSeq and is a predicted model, not a curated record. Gene Ontology annotation, cellular component: mediator complex. Bases 210 to 1880 code for a protein of 556 amino acids. The transcript has 12 exons. Lineage: Eukaryota; Viridiplantae; Streptophyta; Magnoliopsida; Celastrales; Celastraceae.
GUUUACAGAGUCCAACGCGCACUUCUUCAGUUGUUCCUCUUUCGCGCUUUCUCCUCCUCAGCGAACAAACAGAUCCUCUCUCUCUAGAGUUCGUCUUCAGCUUUACAACGUACACAGCAAAUCUUACCCUAAUUAUCGUCGUUUGUGGACCUCUUCCUUUCUUUCUUCCGAUUUUUGGUCGAAAGAAGAAUCCGUUGAUCUUCCAAAGAAUGGCCGCAAUGGAACAACAGCCACAGCAACAGCAGCAGCAACAGCAACAACAACAACAGGUCCCGGUGGAGAGGCUGAACCAGGCGUUGCAGCAGCAGCUCAAUUUAGAAUCCCUCAAGACACGAGCCAUCUCCCUCUUCAAAGCCAUCACUCGCAUCCUUGAAGACUUCGAUGCCUAUGCUCGCACCAACACCACCCCCAAAUGGCAAGAUAUUUUGGGGCAGUACUCCAUGAUCAAUCUUGAGCUUUUCAACAUUAUGGAUGAAAUCAAGAAGGUUUCCAAGGCUUUUGUUGUACAUCCAAAGAAUGUUAAUGCUGAAAAUGCGACAAUAUUACCGGUUAUGUUGUCCUCAAAGCUGCUGCCAGAAAUAGAAGUGGAUGAAAACUCAAAGAGGGAGCAGUUGCUCCACGGGAUGCAAAACCUUCCCAUAACCACACAAAUUGAUAAGUUAAAGACUAGAAUUGAUAUGAUUGGAGCAGCCUGUGAAAGUGCGGAAAAAGUUUUAGCUGAUACUCGUAAAGCCUAUUGUUUUGGUACCCGUCAAGGGCCCCCAAUUAUUCCAACUUUGGACAAGAGUCAGGCUGCGAAAAUUCAAGAGCAAGAGAAUUUACUCCGUGCUGCAGUGAAUUAUGGUGAAGGGCUUCGGUUACCUGGAGACCAGAGGCAAAGUACAGGUGCACUUCCAUUGCAUCUGGCUGAUGUAUUGGCUGUAGGUGAUGGAGGGCAUGCUUUUGCUGAAACAUCGGGUAUCUACACGAAGAAUACUCCACCUCUAUCGUCCAACAACGUGAGUAGCCAGGGGACUUUAUUACAGCAACCUUCUGGGGCACAACUCAUUGGAAGAUCAGCUGCAUCUCCUUCUGGUGCUACAAACGUUACUUCCUUUGAUGGUACGACAGCAUCUCCAUUGGCAUAUGCCAACUCGCCUAGGUCUGGUACAAACAUGAUGAAUACACCUUCUCCUCAGCAGCAGACCCAACAACAGCAGCAGCAGCAGCAACAAAGGCAAAAAAUGAUGCAAUUGCCUCAGCAUCAACAGCAACUGCUGGCUCAACAGCUGAGGCAAGCUCAGAUGCAAGGACUUGGUCAGAACCAGCUGCCACAACUACAAGAUUUGCAAGGCCAGGCUCAGCAGAAGUUUCAGUCGAUGCAAUUUUCUCAUUCUAUGGGGCAUCAGCAAUUCCAGGGCAGGCAGCUAUCCUCUGGACAUGUUCAGCACAACAUGGGGCAGAACCAACUCACUCAGGGAAGCCAUUUGAACCGCCAUUUAGGCCAUUUUUCUGGAACCGCAAAUACUGCACUGUUUAAUGCAGCUCAGGGGACUCCAAACGCCCAGAUGAUUCCAAAUAUAUCAGCUGCUAUGCCCUCACAAUCCCUUCUACCUCGAAUGCAGUUUGGAUUAACUGGUAGCAAUCCCCAGCGGAGUCAUGCAUCCCAAAUAUUGAAUGACCAAAUGUUUAAUAUGGGAGUAUCCAAUCCUACUAGUAUGAUGCCCAUACAGCCAUUACAACAGCAGCAGCAGCAGCAACAACAGCAGCAUGGUUCACAAGGAGCGUUUGGUAAUAUGCCCUCAAAUGCUCAGAACUUACAACCUGGUAUGAUGGCACUUCAGAACACACAACAAAAUCAUCCCAAUUUUGCACAACAGAGGCAGCAAAAUCAGCAAUAAUGUUGACUAUCUUGGAGUCCUUGUACCCAUGGGAGAUGCUGCUAUAACUCGUUUUGUUGUCAGUCUCUUGGGUGAAUGCAGUUAUAAUUGUCUGUUUGUGUCUCUGCAAUUCCUCAUGUUUGCGACGGGAUCCUUUAUUCUGUGAAUGGCCAAUCUAAAUCAUAUGUCAUUUCCCUAUAUCAUGUCCCAGGGUAGCAGCUGUUUAAUUUCGUAAAUGAUGAUAAUAGUGAAGUGAGAAUCAGUUCUGGGAGUGGGAUGUGCCCUAGGUAGCAUUUAGUGUUUCAUGUCCCUCUUAAUAUUAUUUUUUUCCUUUUCACUUCCUCUACUUCAUGCGUUGCAGUGUUGGGUAUUUGCUCGAGUUCUUCGAAACUAUAGGCUUUUAGAUAUGCUCUCUGGGCGUUUAGAUUUGUUCAUUGUUGUAGUACUACUACUUUCAAACUACUUAAUUUCUAGAGUUUUUGUUUUUUUUUAUU